This is a messenger RNA of Mandrillus leucophaeus (drill), 4125 nucleotides long. It is a transcript of the gene SMG5, whose product is annotated as SMG5 nonsense mediated mRNA decay factor. Gene Ontology annotation, biological process: nuclear-transcribed mRNA catabolic process, nonsense-mediated decay. Lineage: Eukaryota; Metazoa; Chordata; Mammalia; Primates; Cercopithecidae. The record is from RefSeq and is a predicted model, not a curated record. The transcript is spliced from 19 exons. The coding region runs from base 189 to 2750 and encodes 853 amino acids. Gene Ontology annotation, cellular component: telomerase holoenzyme complex. Gene Ontology annotation, molecular function: protein binding; telomeric repeat DNA binding; telomerase RNA binding.
UCCACAGCCGGAGCACUUUGGAAUGUGCCUACAGGACGCACCUGGUUGCUGGUAUUGGCUUCUACCAGCAUCUCCUUCUCUAUAUCCAGUCCCACUACCAGCUGGAACUGCAGUGCUGCAUUGACUGGACCCAUGUCACUGACCCCCUCAUAGGAUGCAAGAAGCCAGUGUCUGCCUCAGGGAAGGAGAUGGAUUGGGCACAGAUGGCAUGUCACCGAUGUCUAGUGUACCUGGGGGAUUUGUCACGGUAUCAGAAUGAAUUAGCUGGCGUAGAUACUGAGCUGCUAGCCGAGAGAUUUUACUACCAAGCCCUGUCAGUAGCUCCUCAGAUUGGAAUGCCCUUCAAUCAGCUGGGCACCCUGGCAGGCAGCAAGUACUAUAAUGUGGAAGCCAUGUAUUGUUACCUGCGGUGCAUCCAGUCAGAAGUGUCCUUUGAGGGGGCCUAUGGGAACCUCAAGCGGCUGUAUGAUAAGGCAGCCAAAAUGUACCACCAACUGAAGAAGUGUGAGACUCGGAAACUGUCUCCCGGCAAAAAGCGAUGUAAAGACAUUAAAAGGUUGCUAGUGAACUUUAUGUAUCUGCAAAGCCUCCUACAGCCCAAAAGCAGCUCCAUGGACUCAGAGCUGACCUCACUUUGCCAGUCAGUCCUGGAGGACUUCAACCUCUGCCUCUUCUACCUGCCCUCCUCACCCAACCUCAGCCUGGCCAGUGAGGAUGAGGAGGAGUAUGAGAGUGGAUAUGCUUUCCUCCCGGACCUUCUUAUCUUUCAAAUGGUCAUCAUCUGCCUUAUGUGUGUGCACAGCUUGGAGAGAGCAGGAUCCAAGCAGUACAGUGCAGCCAUUGCCUUCACCCUGGCCCUCUUCUCCCACCUCGUCAAUCAUGUCAACAUACGGCUGCAAGCUGAGCUGGAAGAGGGCGAGAAUCCUGUCCCGGCAUUCCAGAGUGAUGGCACAGAUGAGCCAGAGUCCAAGGAACCUCUGGAGAAAGAGGAGGAACCAGAUCCUGAGCCUCCUCCUAUAGUACCCCAAGUGGGUGAGGGCAGAAAGAGCCGUAAGUUCUCCCGCCUCUCCUGCCUCCGCCGUCGCCGCCACCCACCCAAAGCUGGUGAUGACAGUGACCUGAGUGAAGGCUUUGAAUCGGACUCAAGCCAUGACUCAGCCCGGGCCAGUGAGGGCUCAGACAGUGGCUCUGACAAGAGUCUUGAAGGUGGGGGAACGGCCUUUGAUGCUGAAACAGACUCGGAGAUGAAUAGCCAGGAGUCCCGAUCAGACUUGGAAGAUAUGGAGGAAGAGGAGGGGACACGAUCACCAACCCUGGAGCCCCCUCAGGGCAGAUCAGAGGCUCCCGAUUCCCUCAAUGGCCCACUGGGCCCCAGUGAGGCUAGCAUUGCCAGCAAUCUACAAGCCAUGUCCACCCAGAUGUUCCAGACUAAGCGCUGCUUCCGACUGGCCCCCACCUUUAGCAACCUGCUCCUCCAGCCCACCACCGACCCUCAUACCUCGGCCAGCCACAGGCCUUGUGUCAAUGGGGAUGUAGACAAGCCUUCAGAGCCAGCCUCUGAGGAGGGCUCUGAGUCGGAGGGGAGUGAGUCCAGUGGACGCUCCUGUCGGAAUGAGCGCAGCAUCCAGGAGAAGCUUCAGGUCCUGAUGGCUGAAGGCCUGCUUCCUGCUGUGAAAGUCUUCUUGGACUGGCUUCGGACCAAUCCCGACCUCAUCAUCGUGUGUGCACAGAGCUCUCAAAGUCUGUGGAACCGCCUGUCUGUGUUGCUGAAUCUGUUGCCUGCUGCUGGCGAACUCCGGGAGUCUGGCCUGGCCUUGUGUCCUGAGGUCCAAGAUCUUCUUGAAGGUUGUGAACUGCCUGACCUCCCCUCUAGCCUUCUGCUCCCGGAGGACAUGGCUCUUCGUAACCUGCCCCCGCUCCGAGCUGCCCACAGACGCUUUAACUUUGACACAGAUCGGCCCCUGCUCAGCACCUUAGAGGAGUCAGUGGUGCGCAUCUGCUGCAUCCGCAGCUUUGGUCAUUUCAUCGCCCGCCUGCAAGGCAGCAUCCUGCAGUUCAACCCAGAGGUUGGCAUCUUCGUCAGCAUUGCCCAGUCUGAGCAGGAGAGCCUGCUGCAGCAGGCCCAGGCACAGUUCCGAAUGGCACAGGAGGAAGCUCGUCGGAACAGGCUCAUGAGAGACAUGGCUCAGCUACGACUUCAGCUCGAAGUGUCUCAGCUGGAGGGCAGCCUGCAGCAGCCCAAGGCCCAGUCAGCCAUGUCUCCCUACCUCGUCCCCGACACCCAGGCCCUUUGCCACCAUCUCCCUGUCAUCCGCCAACUGGCCACCAGUGGCCGCUUCAUUGUCAUCAUCCCAAGGACAGUGAUCGAUGGCCUGGAUUUGCUGAAGAAGGAACACCCAGGGGCCCGGGAUGGGAUUCGGUACCUGGAGGCAGAGUUUAAAAAAGGAAACAGGUACAUUCGCUGCCAGAAAGAGGUGGGAAAGAGCUUUGAGCGGCAUAAGCUGAAGAGGCAGGAUGCAGAUGCCUGGACUCUCUAUAAGAUCCUGGACAGCUGCAAACAGCUGACUCUGGCCCAGGGGGCAGGUGAGGAGGAUCCGAGCGGCAUGGUGACCAUCAUCACAGGCCUUCCACUGGACAACCCCAGCGUGCUUUCAGGCCCCAUGCAGGCAGCCCUGCAGGCCGCUGCCCACGCCAGCGUGGACAUCAAGAAUGUUCUGGACUUCUACAAGCAGUGGAAGGAGAUUGGUUGAUACUGACCCCCAGGCCCUGCAGUGGGGCUGACUCCAGAUCUCUCCUGCCCUCCCUGGCAGCCAGGACCAGCGCCUGUAGUCACCCCACCACACGCAGACUCAUGCACGCACACAGGACGGAGGCCUAGCUGCUCAGAGGCUGCAGGGAGGGCCCAGGAGCCGGCUGGGAGGGUGGGGUCCCUUUGUUGCCAAGACGUUAGGAAAGUGAGGAAAGUGCUUGGAUUAGGAGAGUCUUGUGGGCCCCUGGCCAGCCUUCCUGCCUCAGCUCCCCUGCGUCUCCAGGGGCAGGUGGCAGGCAUGGGCACCUGCAUUUCACUGGAGUGGGUUCUUGGAUCUCUGAGGGGAAGGAACAGCAGAAAAGGCCCUUCUUCCUCACCCAAGAUGCAGAGUGGUUGGGGCCAGGAGUUUGGACCCUCCAGUUCUUGGGGGAAGAGCCGGGUAAUACCUGGUGUCUGAGUGAUUCUCUGCAGACCCUUCCCCUCCUCAAGGAUCACCCAUCCUCCUUUCAGCCCCCUUUAUGGGGACCAGGCAGCUCUGGAGCUAGCCACAGGGGCUCUUAGAGAAGCAAGGCCUGGUGUGGCCUGCACCGAAUAGCAGGGUCAGGGUUCGUGUGCUCCUCCUCCUGCCACAGGGGCUGCACAUCCCAUUGCCCCACUUCUGCUUUCUGUCUCCCUCUGUCUAGCUUCCAGGGCAGGAAGCAGGCCCCACCUAGGGCUGCAGGCAAUCUGGCCUGUGCCAGCAUGGGCUCCUGUGCCCACCAGCCCCACAGGUGCUGUGCUUUGUGCUCUUGGCUGCUGUGCUGGGAGAGAAUGGGAUGUCAGGAAGAGAAGAAAGGGGGUGCAGUCUGAGGCCACCACCCCGCUUCCUAUCUAAGGGAGGGCUGAAGACAAGGGGCUGGCAUUCAGUGGGCAGCAGAAAGGAGAGGCCCCUUGAAGCUGCUCAGUCAGAGCCCUCUGUCCCUGCUUUUGCCCUCCCCAGUACUAAAGACCUGAAGGGGCUGAGUGUGGGGCUGGCUUUUGGAGUGUUGAGGUGAAUAUGUGGGAGCAGAGAUCAUGAAUAGCUCAGGGCAGUGAAUGGCGCACCAAGAGCAGGGCUGUGUGUGGGAGGCUGAGGCCAGAAUUGCCUCAGCUCCUCCCCCUCAGGCUGGGAGGAUAGCACAGGCUGCGGGCUGGGGGUGGAGGGUCUUAGCUCUGCUGCCCCCACCCCAGUACUAGCCUAGUUUCCCAAGCUGUGGCUUAAAGGAUAGUUGGCUUCCUGCCUCUUUCCUCUAAAACAGCAAGUCUGGGAAAUCCUGGGGUGAGUGGAGUCACCCCACCCCCAGUUGCUGGCAGAGACUGAGACUAAAGCAUCACUUAAUAAACCCCCCCAAGCCCAA